GUCAGCUUUAAGCCAACCUCACACCACUAAAGUCCUCAGCACAGCACUCUCCACCAUGAAGCUUGUUGGGGGCCUCCUUGUGCUCUUCACAGCAACCUAUUUCUGCAACAGCUCAGAAGUUACCACUCACCCUUCACCAACGGUGGACUGCGACAUAUACAAGAAGUACCCAGUGGUAGCAAUCCCCUGCCCCAUUGAAAACACGCCAGUUUGUGGUUCAGACUAUAUCACCUAUGGGAAUAAAUGCAAGUUGUGUACAGAGAUCUUGAGGAGUAAUGGGAAAAUUCAGUUUCUUCAUGAAGGGCACUGUUGAUUUCUCCAUGGACAAAGAAAGAACA
Messenger RNA from Phodopus roborovskii (desert hamster), 338 nucleotides. Its product is annotated as serine protease inhibitor Kazal-type 7. Lineage: Eukaryota; Metazoa; Chordata; Mammalia; Rodentia; Cricetidae. Gene Ontology annotation, molecular function: protein binding. The transcript has 4 exons. The record is from RefSeq and is a predicted model, not a curated record. Bases 56 to 313 code for a protein of 85 amino acids.